Messenger RNA from Protopolystoma xenopodis, 370 nucleotides. Lineage: Eukaryota; Metazoa; Platyhelminthes; Monogenea; Polystomatidea; Polystomatidae. The record is from the annotation of a GenBank genome assembly.
GAUUCACAACAUCGACACGAAGCUCGCUAUGCUCUAUUUGGUGAAAGUGGAGAUGAAUUUGCACCUAACAGCACCUACUCACCACACCUACAGAAUGACACACCGCGAGGCCACUCGGCUUCUGAAUCUCCUCAUAUACAAACUCCUCCCAAGGAUCCGAGGCACAGUCAAAUCGACAACAUCUCAAAGUUCUCCCCGUUCCCUCUUUCCCCCAGUGAAGACAGUCAAGUUAAUCAUGCCGCCCGUCUUGCUAUCUUCAGCAGCCAGGAAGAAGCUGUAUCUCAAGUGCUUUCUGACCCAAACACCGACAGUGGUACGUCAGAAUCGCCGCCCCCUACCCUUAUUAUUUUACUUAGCUUUUAGGAUCUAA